ACCGCCAUCAUGGCCUGAUCGUCUGCGAAAUCAAGUCGCUCAGAGACAGAUCAUCUGAGGAAGGCGGGUGCGGUGACUUCCUGAGCAUCUUCAAGAAAAGGAUCAAAAAAGCAGUGAAGCAGAUGAGAAAAGCCCGCCUCAUGCUACGGCACCUCGUGUCAGACUUGGCGCCCGACUUGACCAUCAGGGUGUCGCUGGUAUUGCCAAACGUGACACGGCAGGACAUCAUGCAAGCUCUCUGUGGUGACAACGACCUGAAGACGUCCCUAGGUCAAUGCCUCGGGUCGAGGCCAUUACCAGCUGACCUUGCUGACCUGUGCCUCUGCUCUGAUGACCUUUCUCAUUACGCCACACCGUGGGACGUCACCCCUGACGUCUUAGAGAAGAUGAGCAGGUGGUGGCACAAACUAGUGGUCUCCUCGAAAAGAGAUCCUCUGAUGGACUUUGACCUUUAUGAUAAUCUUCUAGCCAGGUUUUGCGGACCCGCCACCACUGUCACCGUUCCAUGCGUCACAAAGCCCCGGAUGUCGCUCAAGACGCUGCCAGAAGCUGUGUCGACAGCAGGAGAAAUAUUCGCGCAGAUCACCCUCCACCACCACCAGGUGGAGCUGCUGCAGGACAUGGCCCGCCACCUUGACAGUCUGCACGCCCUGUACAAGCUUAACGCUGCUGAUGCAAGUGAGGCGAGCUCCUCCCGUCGCCUCUUCGUGUGCGGACCUCCCGGCACGGGCAAGAGCGUGGUGCUGCUGCUGGCGGCGAGGGAGUGGCUACGGCGUGGUCACGACGUCCAAGUGGUCAUCACGUGGAACGAGAGCCGACUGGCCUCCUACCUGCUGGAGCACCUGCUGCUGGCCAGUCUGAGCGCGCUGGCAAAACCUGGGCAGACGCUGGGUGAAGUGCGCUUGCACGAGUUCGACUUCUUGAAAGCCCACAAGAUGUUAGAGGCGGUCCAGUCCCUGGUGAAAGAGGCAAAGUCUGGAAGCUUGUUUGUUGUGUGUGACGAGGCUGGGCCAGACUACGGGCGACCUCGAUUUCCAGACUUCUGUGAGAAGCUGUGGGCCAGAGUUCCAGGCCUUCAUCUCUGGGCGGCCAGCUGCCAGCAUCGACACUGCUCCUCCUACUGGCGCUGCGUUGCCUUGACCCACGCCCUUCGAUCGCCACCCGUGGUGGUGCGGGAGGUGGCGCAGGCGGAGGAGAUAAGCGAUGGGGAUGUUUAUCGUUACAGCGAGAGUAAUCUCCCUUCCCCUACCGACGGACCGCCUGUGAAGUUCAUCUGUCAUGAAGGCCACGCUCACACUGGUGCUGCCCCUCACGACUGUGAAACGUGUGGGCGAGAGGUGGGCGACUUUCUAAACGGCCUAGUCGUUGUUGCGGACUCCGGACCUGGCAGCAGCCCCACAACGACAUCGUCUAGCGAUGAAACCAGCAACGUCACCUCAGCUUCCUCCAAUUCAGAGUCGGAGACGCCCAGCACCGUGGUAACGACAGUAACGACGACGGCAGCCAGGAACACCAGUGUCAAUGCGCGCAGCACAGCUCCGAGACUGCGCUUCAGUGAUGUGCUGGUGCUGUGCGAGUCACGUGACGUUGGCGACCAAUCAGGGCUGCUGGGAGGUCUGCGACAGCGGAAGGUGCCGGUGCGGCCGAUGGGAAGAGAGGACGCCCGUGACUUAGUAAAGGCAGCGCAGGACGUGGUGUGGGUGGCGCACUGGACCAACGUGCUGGGGCUGGAGAGGAAGGUCGUGGUCUACGUCGGGGUCAAGGACCGACAGUCGAACGGCACCAUGUAUGACAGGCUACACUGUCUGUCCCGCUGUACUGCGCAGCUGGUGUGGGUAUACCCUUCGAAAUCCGGAAUUGGCCCUGUCAGUGGACAUACACGAGUAUGGGGGGAGCUUAAAGUGCAAGGCCAGAAGGAGACCGAGUCACCAGCAGACAGCAGAGAGGCUUGCAGUCAACAGCGGCACGCCAGCCAUAUGUUCACAGCCACCCCAGUGUUCUGCCCCACCUGGUACGCCGUACACCCGGUAACCUGCGACGGCGGCGCCUUCAACCACGGCGACUCGGACGUCGUUCUGUAUGUGCCUUCUGACGCAGUGGGGCGUCACGUCACGGCGGCGGUUCACGCCGGGUCGUGCGCCAAACCUGGCGCAGGUGCAGCGCCUGAUGGGCCUCGCCACUGGCAGCGUCUACAUCGCCUAGUCCGCUGGUGGAGUUGUGGGUCGGCGCACACUUCCGGUUCCUGCAGCCAGUGCGGAUCCGACUGCCGCACUACCUUCCACCUGGUCACGACCCGACGAAGGUGUACGUGAUCUGUUUGGAACGCUCGAAAGUAGGACAGCCCACCUUUUCCGCCAUAUGAAGCCCGCCAUGUCGAGAGGUCACAACCUGGCCAGAGGUCACCUUUCGUCCGGACUGACCACCGCUGAACAUGUCAGCCAUAUUUUGAGCCCUGCGGAAAGACUGGUGAGUCAGGAAGAUGAAGAGCAGGGCGUCUCGGAAGAAGAAGCGGAGGACACAGAGAAGACCGAGAUGGUUGAGGUGGGGUCUGAUGGACACAUCUACGUCACCACGGUCCAACUGCGCGGCGGCUACGCGUGCGUGUACCAGGGAGUAGGGGUCACCGGCCCCGCCCUCAUGGUGCUUGCCACUGCCUUCUACCCGCAGACACAGCUUGGCCAUCCCUCUGCCAAAGUCACUGUGUACAUCUGGGACCAGAGACUCGCCAUUAAAGACUUCAAAGCGGAAAUUCUUGGUGGUCGGGAGAGUGCGUCGUCCACCAAACACGGCUCCGGCUGAUGAACAUAUUAACCGGGUCCAGCUUACAUUGCCGACUGGAGAUAGUCGGAAGCAGCAUCGAGAGAUGGCAGCACUGUCGGCGUCGUGACGACACUCUGGGACUUCCUGUUCAUCAGAACCUGAACCUCGAUGAGCUGAUGGUAAAGCCUUGACAUGACUGGCUCCUACUGGUCAAGCGCAACAUCCCCGUUUACAUUCUCUUGGCUCCUGGAGACCCAGUCUCCUCAACCAAAUCCUCCCCUGCAUCCGGGGCCGUGGCCAUUUCAUUGCGUUGUGGAUAUCAGUCACGUGACAAAGAACGCGUCGCCUCAGUGGUUUGACAUGGUGGGCAGUGAGGUCGUGACCAGGCUUGGCAUCACGCUGCCGUGUGGAGACGUUGAAAGGGACACCACUCCUGUGACCCCUGCAAGUUCAGGAACAGUGCGACCCUGUGACCUGCAUCACGUGACCUAGACUACGUAACGACUGUGUCAGCAUAACACGAUGAGGUUCAUCAGCUGACAAAGCUUGGUGUGUGGAUGUGGGUGUAUUAUAUGUACACUUCAGGUACAUCAUCUUGAUUAUCGCCUUCCCCAGAACCUCCUUUUCACUAAUCACCACCAUUUAGCGACUUUCAAUAAGGCUAGCUGCGCGCCACAUGUUUAAGUCUGAGUGACAAGACUAAUUACAUAUUGUAGCGAGUUGUAAGUCAGUCACGAACUAAUAUCCCUCGACUGCUUGCAGACGAUUUUUUUUUUUGUUGUUUGUUGUGAGCGACUCUCAUUCGUGCUACAGGCCGCUCAGACAAAUGUUUUAAUCCAUUGAGAGCCAAGAUUUGUUCAAGGCACUUUGAAGAAGAGUGCAUAAAAAAGAUAAAUAUUUAUUGUUGGCUCACUUAUUUAUCUAUUCAUAUAUACUCUCCUCUUUCCUGUACAUGCUUUUAGUCUGCGACUAUAAGGUUCGACAAUUUUCAUAUAGCCGAAGAUAUGCUCAUAAAAAUUUAGUAAUUAAUAAUCGCGUCAUUCAUUAAAUUACUUGAGAAGUGUAUCGAUUAAAUAUUAUUCUUAUUGUUUAAAAAAACGUCGUUGUAUAUGAACAUACCAAGAACACCAGUGCUUUCAGUUCACAACCCCUCCGGCCCCUUCCCCCUUCGCCGACGCAGAGAUGAUGUCAGCCGUUAUUUAGAUUUUUAGAUCUACACAUGGGCAGUGGACUUCAAACUCUGAUUACCUCCCUGCAGCUGCUUCACAAAUAGUUGAUGUCGAACUUCACAACAAGCUUUUUUCGUGCAAUACAGGCCAGUCUGACAUGACUGACAUAAGGAAGCUCAACUUACAAUGACCGACAAGAGUUGUGUUGAUCGAACGAUAUUUCUAUCUGCCAG
Molecule: messenger RNA, 4162 nt
Organism: Pomacea canaliculata
Lineage: Eukaryota; Metazoa; Mollusca; Gastropoda; Architaenioglossa; Ampullariidae
Exons: 9
Coding region: 123-2312 (729 amino acids)
Source: RefSeq, a predicted model, not a curated record